Cricetulus griseus (Chinese hamster) is the source of this 594-nucleotide messenger RNA. NCBI's taxonomy places the organism in Eukaryota, Metazoa, Chordata, Mammalia, Rodentia, Cricetidae. The record is from RefSeq and is a predicted model, not a curated record.
CGGAGGAAGCUCAUUUAUGAAAAGGCAAAGCAUUACCACAAGGAAUACAGGCAGAUGUACCGGACGGAGAUUCGCAUGGCUAGGAUGGCAAGGAAAGCUGGAAACUUCUAUGUGCCUGCAGAACCCAAGCUGGCAUUUGUCAUCCGAAUCCGAGGUAUCAAUGGUGUAAGCCCAAAGCUCCCAAAGGUGUUGAAGCUGCUCCGUCUUAGUCAGAUCUUCAAUGGCACCUUUGUUAAGCUCAACAAGGCUUCAAUUAACAUGCUGAGGAUUGUGGAACCAUACAUUGCAUGGGGGUACCCCAACCUGAAGUCAGUAAACGAGCUCAUCUACAAGCGCGGCUAUGGCAAAAUCAAUAAGAAGAGAAUUGCCUUGACAGACAAUUCCUUGAUUGCUCAAUCUCUUGGUAAAUGCGGCAUCAUCUGCAUGGAGGAUCUAAUUCAUGAGAUCUAUACAGUUGGAAAACGCUUCAAGGAAGCAAAUAACUUCUUGUGGCCCUUCAAAUUAUCUUCUCCAUGAGGUGGAAUGAAGAAAAAGACAACUCAUUUUGUGGAAGGUGGUUAUGCUGGCAACAGGGAAGACCAGACAAACAGGCUU